This is a messenger RNA of Penicillium verrucosum, 543 nucleotides long. RefSeq lists its product as uncharacterized. NCBI's taxonomy places the organism in Eukaryota, Fungi, Ascomycota, Eurotiomycetes, Eurotiales, Aspergillaceae. The transcript is spliced from 4 exons. Bases 1 to 543 code for a protein of 180 amino acids. The record is from RefSeq and is a predicted model, not a curated record.
AUGUCUUCUAAGCUAGCACGAUCUCGCAAAGACAAAGGGGAGAAGAAGAGAGAUGAAGCUGAAUCCGAAUCUGAGGAGGCGAGCCGUCAAGCUCGCUCCGGCAAUGGCAGCGCCCAGAUCCCCACCCAUCCCCCUCCCCCCCGCCAGCGCCGAGACGAAUCCCGUCGCGCUGCCAGCCCUCGCCCCGGUCGACAACAGUCCCAGGCUGCUUUCCACGGGCCCCGUGGACAACCAAACCGGGGCCCUCGCUACUCCCGAUGGCCCGGCCGACAUGAUUACCGCGCGGCCGACCUGACCCAACGGGGCCUGCCCGUUCACACACCAUCAGGCCCCUCCCGCCGUGCCAUCAACCCCGCCGCCGCCGCCAACCAGGCCAGCCCGCGCGCCAACCAGGCCGCCGCCAACAACCCCCCUGUCGCCAACAACUCCACCAAUGCGCCAUCAACGGCAACAUUGUCGGUAGACGGUGAUGUUGAGAUGACACCUCUCCCCUCCUCUCCAACAUACAUGCAUGUGCCACUGCCACCGUCAUCCCCGCCGUAG